AAUCCGAUGGAACAAUGAGGCUUUCAGCUCCAGUCGUUGCUCUUGCUGAAGAAGUCGAGAAACUGAUCCCAGUUCAACAAUUGCCUCCACCUGCUCCACCACCAGAAAACGUACCACCGAACAGAAACCUGUAUUCUAUGGAGUGCGAAGUUUGUGGGCCCUUUUCAAAGCCACGCAAAGCGGAUCCCGGGGAAAUUCAUCUAGACCCUGAUUGCCAAAACAAAAGUACCAGACGUCUUGGGCUUCGGGGGUCCUUGACAAAACUGUUCGAAAAGUUAUCUCCCCGGAAACGACCGCAACCGAUCAGCACAUCAGCAGAGGAAAUUACGCCAAUUUCUUCCACGAAGAAAACCCAAGCCAAUAUCCCAAAACCAGCCGUAGACGACCCAAGGUUGGCAACCCUGAAGGAACCGGGAGCAUCAGCAAGGUCUGUACCUGUGCAAGAAGAAUCAAGUUCCGCGUUUUCGCUUCCCGAAGGUCGUUCCGGAGAUAAAACCUCGAGAAUGUUCGAAAAACCUUUGAAUUUCCGCGAAACUUUCCAAAAGGCCGAAAACUCGCCGAGACGCCAAAAGGAUAAAAUUCUGGAAAAAGCGGGCAGGGACGCCGAUGAUAUUUUCGACCGAAAAACUGAAAAUCUCAGGUUGUCUUCAAAAUCCAGCUCAUCACAACAAAUUGAAGAAACUGCCGCCGAUCGUCGAAACCGGCAGGACAUGAGACGUCAAAAGCAAAAUGCCGUGGACGAGGCCGACAAUGCGUUUACCACCCCGGCAAUGACGUCCAUUCGCGACAAUGAAGUGUGGGAAGGGGAAAAAGAACAAUUCAACCUCGACUCUUUCCUUGAUAAUCAAAUGUACAUUGACCCAAACAAACCUAAAGCCACAGCUACGACGAACAAAGAGCGCCGAGAAGACGGUGCAACCCGGCGAAUGGGUCGCACUAUAGCCAAGCAAAAGGACUGGAUGCCCAGAACCAGUUCGUCUUGGGACAAAAACUAAUGGAUCCUCCUUUCUUGCAUGUAACAAGUGUUUUGUUAGUGNCUAUUUAAAUUUUGCUCAUCAGUCGAGACUCGAGAGAUGCAAAACGAUCCUAAGAAUUAAGGUUU
This is a messenger RNA of Notodromas monacha, 1102 nucleotides long. The record is from the annotation of a GenBank genome assembly. Lineage: Eukaryota; Metazoa; Arthropoda; Ostracoda; Podocopida; Cyprididae.